Messenger RNA from Myotis myotis, 1571 nucleotides. It is a transcript of the gene NUDT7, whose product is annotated as nudix hydrolase 7. Lineage: Eukaryota; Metazoa; Chordata; Mammalia; Chiroptera; Vespertilionidae. Gene Ontology annotation, biological process: coenzyme A catabolic process; nucleoside diphosphate metabolic process. The record is from RefSeq and is a predicted model, not a curated record. Bases 17 to 790 code for a protein of 257 amino acids. The transcript has 4 exons. Gene Ontology annotation, molecular function: magnesium ion binding; manganese ion binding; coenzyme A diphosphatase activity.
CCAACUGCCUCUGCGCAUGCCCGGCCGCCCAGAAACUCUGAGGAGUCACCGGCUGGAAACAAACUUUCACGGAACAAUGUCGCGACCCUGUCCUCCGGAGACAGUCAGAAACAGUUUGAUAGAGGAUGCUAAGGCCCGCUUAAAAAAGCAUGAUGUUGGGACCAAAUAUUCUCACUUGUCGUCUAGUAAAUAUUCCAUCCUUUUACCGUUGUUGGCUAAAGAAGGAAAACUUCAUCUGUUGUUCACCCUCCGGUCAGAGAAGCUGAGACGGUCGCCUGGAGAAGUCUGCUUCCCUGGAGGAAAGUGCGAAACCACGGAUGUGGAUGAUGUGGCCACGGCCCUCCGGGAGGCCCAGGAGGAAGUGGGGCUGCGUCCUCAUCAGGUGGAGGUUGUCUGCCGUCUGGUGCCGUAUCUGUUUGAUACAAAUACAUUUAUAACACCAGUUGUAGGGUUCAUAGACCACAACUUCCAGGCCCAGCCGAAUCCCGAUGAAGUGAAGAAAGUGUUCCUGGUGCCUCUGGACUAUUUCCUGCACCCACAUGCCUACCACCAGAAUCACCUGACGCAAUCUGGUCAUCAUUUUAUUAUUCAUUGCUUUGAGUACACAAAUCCUGAAGAUGGUGUGACUUACUAUAUCAAAGGACUAACAGCAAAAUUUGCUGUGUUCGUUGCCUUAAUUAUUUUGGGGGAAAAACCCACCUUUGAGGUUGAAUUUAAUCUCAACGAUCUAACAUCAUCCUCGGAAGAAACCUUCCUGAAGCUUUAUAAACCUGCAUCAAGCAAGUUAUGAUUUAUGAGACCAACAUCCAAAUAACUAUCUAAGCAGCUUUGUGUGUGCUUAUCCGCGGAACAAUAAUGCCAGCUGGUGGAAUUUGACAGGUGCUAAUAUUUUCCAGGCAAUAUGAAGAUAAAAACCUUGCCUUAUUUCCAGCUGCCCUCUGUUAUCUGAAAGAGCAAAAGUUUUGCAAAAGUGGAAAAUGUGUUUAUGAUAUUGAAUAACUUCACCCGCAAUAUAUUAGCCCCAUUUUUCUUACAUGUGUAAGAAAAUGUAUCUGGCACACAGUAGGCACUUAAUAAAUAUUUAUUAAAUAUAUAACCAUGUAGCAUUUCUCUUACGUAUAAGAGGUAAUAUUUCUGUUACAUAUGAAGCAAUUUCUGGCUGGCCAUCAAAAUCUAUUGUCCCUUUAUUCCGUGUCAGUAGAGUUGAAGCUGAGACCAAAGCUCCCAGGUAGAAAUAGCAUUACCCAGAAUCCCUUGCAGGUAAAUGUGGCUCUAGAACUUAGUUUAGGCCAAUGGGAUGUGAAUGAAAGUUGACUUUGCAGGUUAUCUCCAAUUUAAGAGAUAAGCCAGCCUCCCUGGACUCUUUUCCCCUUUCCAUGAGCUGCAACAUGAGCUUAUCUGCACCCCUGCUUUGACCAUACAGAUGAAGACCAUUCCUAGAGAAAUGGCAGAACCAAAAGAUCAUAAGAGCUUGGAUCUCCGAAUGACUCUGUGGAGCAAAGCAACCUGCCACCCUGGACUAUUCACGUGGGAGUUGGGACUAUUAUAUGGGAGAAGAAUAAAUCCUAUUA